AUGAGAUCCCUCCUCUCACGGCGCCGUGUCGCCCGGCAACCAAGAACAGGUGCUUCUACAUUACUUAAAUCUUUUCUAACAGUCUCCUCGCUCGCAUCAAUACCGGUUUCGCACGCCAUUAAUUUUACCUCCGUACCUGACUCCUUCCUCGACCUGGACAUAGCAUCACUGGGUCGGGUUGGCUUUGCUGGCGACUUCGCGGGUUUAUCGCUCUACCAGUUCGAGGGCCAGGACGAGGACCCAUUCAGGACAAAUGGCAGCGAGGGGCUGCUGGCUCGCCUGCCAAAUGGAGUUCUCACAACCGUCGUCCAGGCCGACGCCUCCAUCCAAUCCAUGUGUAACUAUGUCGCCGAUGGAGUCCCACAGGGCGUCAUAAUAGCUGGAAACUUCACCAGCCUAGGCGACCGCGAGUCCACCGGUAUCGCCCUCUUUAACCCCAACACCACCGAAGUCAGGCAGCUGCCUGGCAUACAGGGCUCCGUCAACGCUGUUCUCUGCGACAACGAUACGGUCUAUGUCGGGGGCAACUUUAUGGGCAUUGAGAAUUCUACAAAUGCUGUCUCGUGGGCUACCGGGACCGGCUUCACAGCCCUGCCUUUUGCUGGCUUCAACGGCCCCGUCUUGUCCAUCGCAAAAGCAUCAAACGGUCACAUCAUCUUCGGCGGAAGCUUCACCGGGCUAGGCAACGCGAGCACGCCUAGCACGCCAGACGAGCAGGUCAUCAACCUCUCCACAGCAAACCUCACCUCCGGCAGCACGACGACAACCACUGGCUUUGAUCAGCCCAGCAAUAUCGUUUGCAAGACCAGCGGCGACGACGGAGCGGGCAACACGUGGCUGCUUGCGGACAAUACGGCUGGAUUUUGGCAGGCGAACAUGGGCUUUGGCUAUCGGCCGACAAAGCUGCGCCUGUAUAACACACAUCAGGAUGGCCGAGGGACCAAGACGUGGCGCUUCACGGCCCUGCCUAUCAAUGGCAUCAUGAACCUCACCUACAUCGAUCCCGAAACCAAACAGAAUCUUACCUGCACCAGCGAGUGUCCACUAAGCAGCGACACCAACGUUACCUUUCAGGAGUUCCAUUUCGUCAACGUCAUAGGAAUGAACGCUUUCCGAAUCGACGUUUCGGACUGGUACGGAAGUGGCGGUGGCCUGAACGGCAUUGAGUUGUUUCAAGAUGACAUCUUUUCAUUCGCCGUCAGUGACUUCAACGAGCCGUCCUGCGCAGGCAUCUCCACCGCCUCGAAUGCCACCCAGACGGGCCCUUGGACUGUCUCGUCGACGUUUGCCAACAGCUCCCGGUAUCUGACUGCUCAGCUUUCGAGUCCCAUCACCACGGACUCGGCUUCUGUUGUGUUCUUCCCGGACAUUAGAGAGUCUGGCUACUACACCGUCAACAUGUACACGCCCGGUUGCCUGCAAGACGACACGUGUGACUCACGUGGUCAGGUCCAUCUCAGUGGCACUAUGUCACCCACGACAGGUACGAAUGGCUCUAUCAGCACCUCGCUCUUUCAAACGAACAACUUCGACAAGUAUGACCCCAUCUAUUACGGAUACGUGGACGCGACGUCGAGCUCGUUCCGGCCCGCCGUGACCUUGACCCCCGCGAGCGGCCAGUCCCUCUCGCAGCAGACCAUCGUGGCUCAAAGAGUUGGUUUUGUCUUGUACAACACCACCGGAGGCCUCAACGGACUGUUUGAAUACGACCCGUCCGUCACCAGCUUUAACUCCUCCGACUUCCAGAACUCGGUCUACGACAAGCUGGGGAUGAACUUUUCCACCGGAUCCGCCGUUAAUGCGCUGGCCACUUCGGGCACCGUAACAUUUAUCGGAGGCAAUUUCACCUCCUCAGCUUCGAGCAACAUUGUGUCGAUUGAUCAACAGGAUUCUUCAGUGCGGUCCCUCGAUGGUGGUCUCGAUGGGUUCGUCGCUUCUAUGCACGUCAACGGCACCAAGCUCUUCGUGGGAGGGUCCUUCAAUAACACUCAGACUAAUGACGCAUCUGGUCUUGCCAACAUCGCGGUUUUCGAUACCUCAUCCAACACGUGGAGCGCCCUAGGCUCUGGUGUCAACGGCCCAGUAUCGGCGGUGGUUCCUUUGACGAUGAACAUAUCCGGCACCACCGAGGAGGUUGUCAGCUUUACCGGAAAUUUCAGCCAGCUCAACGCAUUUGAAGGCAACCAAGCCGUAUUGACCGACGGCUUCGGGGUCUGGGUACCAAGCCAAGGGAACUGGCUGGUGAACCUGGAUGGACCUGUGGAAUAUUUGGACGGCAUGCUGACUACCUCCGUUCUCGACGUGACCGGAAGCAACCCUCUCUAUGCUGGUACAGUCGUAUCAUCGACCCUCGGAGCCGUUGGAGCAGCUAGUUUGAGUGGAUCGGAACCUGAUUUUGGCCUCGACGACUUUGGUGCUCGGAUCCAACGCAACUCAUCCUCGGCCUUUUCUUCAUUAAAGCGGGACAUUCUCAACGGCAGCGCGUCUGGGGUCAUCGAUGGAGCCUUCUUGAACAAGGACGACCUCAACAUCACUGUGCUUGCAGGGCGGUUCACUCUCACAGGAAGCAACGGAUCCACCAUUCACAACGUCGCCAUUGUGAACAGCACUGAUGGCGACAACGCUACCAUCACUGGCUUCGCCUCUGGUAUCUCUCAGGAUUCGACAUUCGUUGCGGUUGCCAUUCAAGACUCCAAGGUUUUUGCUGGUGGCAACGUGACUGGCCUCGUCAGCGGGACCAAUGUUAGCGGCUUGGUGUCAUUUGAUCUGAAGGCAAACGACUAUGGCUCACAGCCUCCGGCCCUGGAAGGCGGCAGCGCCACGGUCAGCGCCAUCGCUGUUCGCCCGAAUAGCGGCGACGUAUUUGUCGGUGGAUCGUUCACCUCGGCAGGCUCCCUUGGCUGUCCAGCAGUCUGCUCUUUCAGCUCUUCCUCGGCUCAGUGGACUCGCCCGGGCAACAACUUGUUGGGGGAGGCUAGGGCCAUGGCAUGGGUGACUGAUGAGCUCCUCGUUGCGGGAGGAAACUUCAGUGUUAACGGCUCCACGAGCUACCUGGUCUCUUACACAUCAGGCGCACAGUCCUGGGAAAACUAUCCUGGCGGCACCCAACUUCCCGGCCCUGUGGAUGUUAUCGUCGCUGGCUCUGCUAAAGGCGACCAGGUGUGGAUCACGGGCACUGCAACCAACGGAUCCAUCUACUUGAUGAAGUAUGACGGGUCCAAUUGGAAGUCGGCUGGUCAGCCGUUCGAGGCCGGAACAGAUAUCCGGUCGCUACAAGUAUUUACUCUCACUGAGUCGAAGGGCUCCUCGGACCUGCUCGACGACACGAUGUCGUUGAUGCUGACCGGGCACAUCGUGAUCCCCGCCUUCGGCAGCGCAAGUGCCGCUCUAUUCAACGGGACUGCACUGACCCCCUUCGCCUUGACCACUAAGGCUGGAAACACCGCGGGCACUAUUUCCCGGGUAUUUGUUGAGAAGACAAAUUUCUUCAGCAGCAGCAGCAGCGGCAGUCUCCCAAUAUACGCCAUUGUGCUCAUCGGCCUAGCCAUCGCCCUCGGCCUGACCCUUCUCAUUGUCGUCGCUGGUAUGGCCAUGGAACGACUAAGGAAGAAGCGAGAGGGAUACCAACCGGCUCCAACAUCCAUGUUCGAUCGCGGUAGUGGUAUGCAAAGAAUACCUCCUCAUGAGCUGCUCGAAUCAUUAGGCAAAGGACGACCUGGCGCACCACAUGUGUGA
Messenger RNA from Diaporthe amygdali, 3735 nucleotides. RefSeq lists its product as uncharacterized. The record is from RefSeq and is a predicted model, not a curated record. The coding region runs from base 1 to 3735 and encodes 1244 amino acids. Gene Ontology annotation, cellular component: plasma membrane of growing cell tip. The transcript has a single exon. Gene Ontology annotation, biological process: positive regulation of establishment of bipolar cell polarity regulating cell shape. NCBI's taxonomy places the organism in Eukaryota, Fungi, Ascomycota, Sordariomycetes, Diaporthales, Diaporthaceae.